This is a messenger RNA of Heterotrigona itama, 2086 nucleotides long. Lineage: Eukaryota; Metazoa; Arthropoda; Insecta; Hymenoptera; Apidae. The record is from the annotation of a GenBank genome assembly.
CGAGUAUCGAAUUAUCAGAGCUCAGGCGAGUCAGAUGAUAUUGAACUAACCGGUAGUGCUCGUUUUUCACUGCCGAGAGUUUGUUCCUUUUUGAACCCCCUUUAUAUUGGAUAGUAAAAUACGUUACAAAUAAAAUGAUGCAAGCUAGCCUUUGGAGUUUGGUGACCACUUCUGUCAGACCAACAUGUGUCAAACGUAUUGUACCUGGCUUGACAGCUGCGCAACAACGCAGAUAUGCCAGCACAAUAGAAGCGGAUCUUGUAGUAAUAGGUGGUGGUCCUGGUGGAUAUGUAGCAUCAAUUAAAGGAGCACAAUUAGGAAUGAAAACUGUUUGUAUAGAAAAAGGGGAGACAUUAGGAGGAACUUGCCUGAAUGUUGGUUGCAUUCCAUCCAAAUCUCUGCUGAAUAGUUCACAUUAUUAUCAUUUAGCACAUGCCGGUGAAUUGAAGAAAUUUGGCAUUCUGGUCGACAAUGUGAAGCUUGAUCUUGAAAGAGUAAUGGAACAAAAACGAAAUACAGUGAAAGCUUUAACAGGUGGUAUUGCUAGUUUAUUCAAAAAGAACAAGGUAGAAUGGGUUAAGGGUCAUGGGAAAAUUACUGGUCCAAAUCAAGUGAAUGCACUUGGUCCUGAUGGUUCAGUAAUAAGUACAAUUAAUACUAAAAACAUUAUAAUUGCCACUGGCAGUGAAGUUACACCGUUCCCAGGUCUAGACUUUGAUGAAAAACAAGUUAUUUCAUCCACUGGAUGUUUAUCGUUAAGUCAAGUACCUAAAAAGUUCAUAGUAAUUGGCGCUGGUGUUAUUGGGUUGGAAUUAGGCUCAGUUUGGCAGAGAUUAGGUGCUGAAGUAACAGCCGUUGAAUUUUUACCAACUGUUGGUGGAGUAGGUAUUGAUGGCGAAGUUAGUCAAACGAUACAAAAAAUGUUAGUUAAAGAUUCAUGGAAUCUCAAAUUGGGAACAAAAGUCACUGGAGCAAGAAGACAAGGCAGUGACAUCAUCGUUUCCGUUGAAAACGUGAAAGAUCCAAGCAAAAAGGAGGAACUGACAUGCGAUACACUUUUAGUCUGUGUUGGUAGAAGGCCUUAUACAACGAAUUUAGGAUUAGAAGAUUUAGGAAUCGAAAGAGACGAAAAGGGCAGGAUCCCUGUAAACAACAGAUUCCAGACAGUAGUACCUUCGUGCCGUUCACAUUGAUUAUAAUUGUGUACCUAGCGUAAUAUACAUACAUCCAGAAGUUGGUUGGGUAGGCAAAACGGAAGAAGAUUUAAAGAAGGAGGGUAUCGAAUACAAAGUUGGGAAAUUCCCAUAUUUAGCAAAUUCCAGAGCAAAAACAAAUGCUGAGACGGAAGGUUUUAUUAAAAUCUUAGCGGAUAAAAAUACAGACAAAAUAUUGGGUGUACAUAUGAUUAGUUCGUGUGCUGGUGAACUGAUUAACGAGGCAGUUCUUGCAAUGGAAUAUGGAGCAAGUGCAGAAGAUGUUGCAAGAACAUGUCAUGCACAUCCGACAUUCGCAGAAGCCUUCAAGGAAGCCAACUUAGCUGCGUAUUUCGGAAAACCCGUCAACUUUUAAAUAUAUGUAUAAAUAAUCUGUGAAACAAUAUUUUGACUCAUCGUAGCUUCGAUCUAGACUACGUUCACUUCCAAGUGUGUUUGAAACGUGUCACGUUGCACGCUAGAUUUCAUCAUCGUUUAAUUACAUAAGGAAGAAACUGUAAAUAAAAAUGUAAGAGAAUAUAUGAAAGUACCACAUCUUUUAUAGUAGAUUUACCUUCAUUGUUUAAUUAUUGUAUUUAUUAUAAAUAAAAUUACGGUCCAUCACAAAAACAUUCAAGGGUACAAAAAAACUUGCGAUAGGUUUCAGUAAUCUGAGGAGUGUACACAGAUAAGUUUUUAUGACUUUACUGUCGAAAUUUCCUUUCUCGGUUUCCGAUAAAAAAAAAAACAUCCGCCUCGACUAAGUUCUAUUUAAUACACUUGUAACGAUAUCGAACAACCAAGCAAAUGUAUCACUGUAUUUUUAUUCAAAAUAAAUCGAAACAAACAGUUGCAAAUGCCGGCAGAUAAUCUUGGCAUUCGAUAAUAACGAG